This is a messenger RNA of Closterium sp. Naga37s-1, 1443 nucleotides long. NCBI's taxonomy places the organism in Eukaryota, Viridiplantae, Streptophyta, Zygnematophyceae, Desmidiales, Closteriaceae. The record is from the annotation of a GenBank genome assembly.
AUGGCCGCAGCGCUCCGCGCUGGGCGAAUCAGCGCCGCGGAUUUUCCGCUCGCCGCGGCCAAACUCGCAGCAGCGUGGAACGCGGCGGAAGACGCGCAGUCGGUUGGCGAGGCGACUCGCAGCUCCCCCGGGGCGCCAGACGCUCAGGGGAAUGCAGAAUCGGAGAGCGCAGUAGCAUCGGAGAGCGCAGUAGCAUCGGGCGCAGCAGGGCCAACUGCGCGGGGUGGUUCCGCUGCAGCGCAGAGGAGUGCGGCAGACGCGGUGGGCGAGCGACAGGGAAGAGAUAAAACUCGCUGCGAGUUGCGCGCGGAGGGCGUGCAGUGGCAGUGGGUUGCGGCGCGGGCGUCGUCGCUGGCAGUGGGAGGUGAGGGCGCGGAGUGGGCGAGAGGCCCUCCCUGCCCUCUCCGUCCCCCUCUUUAUCCGCCUCUCUCCCCUCCCUCACAUCCACUCGCCCCUCGGUUCCCUCUUCCCCACUCCCGCCUUAUCACUAGCUCCCUUCCUCUCGGAUAUCCACUCUCGCGCCCUCGACCUCCCGCACCCCCCGCUGCCAUCAGACAUUCACAGCUCACCCCAUCAUCCUUUCCUCUGCACCCUCCCUCCCACCGCCCUGGCCCAGGCGGCUACCUCACCACCCGCCACCCGCUGCUGCUGCACCGCGCGCCCAGCCAGCAGCACCCCGGCUGUUGCCCACUUGACUCAGAGGCUGCGGCUGGCUCGCCUCAAGUGGUUGACUCGGUUGACCCAACUCACUCCGCUGGCCCAGCUGGCCCGGUUGACUGGGCUGGUGCGGUUGACCUGAGGGGCGACGAGCCGCACGACCCUGCCACCCUGCACUGCUGCCGUCCUCCCAGGCGCACCGCAUCGCCGCCGCAGUCUCCCCUGCAUGCACCCAAGUCACCAGCAGCACGGUGCACAGCGGGGCCAAGCAAACUGGACAGCGCGUUGAGAGAUGAGGGGGGGCCGCUUCGUGAUGCCGCACGUGAAGCGAGGAGUGCACAGCCACCACCAUGUGACGUGGCAUCAAGUGACAUGGCAGCAAGUGAAGUGCCAUCAAGUGACGUGGCAUCAAGUGACGUGGCAUCAAGUGGCGUGGCAUCAAGUGACAUGGCAUCAAGUGACACGGUGGUGUUGGUGCACUGCCACAUGGUGUUUGAUGCUGCUUACUCGGUGCCUCAACUGCUGCUCCUGCCAUGCCUCCCAGACGGCCGCCCCCUGCCCUGGCAGGACCUCUUUGCCUUCCUGCCGCGCCUUCCCGACCACCCCUUGCUGCCCUCACCCCUCCCCUCCGCCCCUCUUCCGCCCACCGCGCAUGACCCCUCUCUGGACACCUGGCACCUGCUUACACCCCUGUGCACCGUGCCAUGUGAUCACCCUCACUGCACUUCCAGUGCACCGUGCCAUGUGAUCGCCCUCACUGCACUUCCAGUGCACCGUGCCAUGUGA